This is a messenger RNA of Numida meleagris (helmeted guineafowl), 2381 nucleotides long. RefSeq names its product ATPase H+ transporting V1 subunit H (gene ATP6V1H). Bases 223 to 1665 code for a protein of 480 amino acids. The record is from RefSeq and is a predicted model, not a curated record. Gene Ontology annotation, cellular component: vacuolar proton-transporting V-type ATPase, V1 domain; lysosomal membrane. Gene Ontology annotation, molecular function: proton-transporting ATPase activity, rotational mechanism. Gene Ontology annotation, biological process: proton transmembrane transport. The transcript is spliced from 14 exons. NCBI's taxonomy places the organism in Eukaryota, Metazoa, Chordata, Aves, Galliformes, Numididae.
UUAGCCCUCUGUCCGCCAGAAGCAGACACUACCCCAUUCAACCAACGGCGCUGGGGCGCCGUGCGCAAACCGCGCUGAGUUGGGCCUCGGCGGCCGCCGUCACCGUCAGCUGAGCGGCGUCACGUGGCGGCGGGCGCUGUGCAGAGCGGUGCUCCCCGGCGUUUCUCCAGCGGUCAGCGCUGCUGCCGGCCUGCCGGGGGUGCAUUCUAAAUAUCAGUUAAGAUGGAUAUCCGAGGUGCUGUAGAUGCUGCUGUCCCAACAAAUAUCAUUGCUGCCAAAGCUGCCGAAGUUCGGGCAAACAAAGUAAACUGGCAAUCCUACCUCCAAGGGCAGAUGAUCUCAGGUGAAGACUGUGAAUUUAUUCAAAGAUUUGAACAGAAAAGAAAUCCAGAAGAGAAACAGGAGCUGUUGCAAACAGAAGGCAAUCAAUGUGCUAAAACAUUUAUAAACUUGAUGACUCAUAUCUCCAAGGAGCAGACAGUUCAGUACAUUCUGACUAUGGUUGAUGAUAUGCUACAAGAAAAUCAUCAGCGUGUUUGUAUCUUCUUUGAUUAUGCAAAACGUGGUAAAAACACUGCAUGGUCCUACUUCCUGCCGAUGUUGAAUCGACAGGAUCUUUUCACUGUGCACAUGGCAGCAAGAAUUAUUGCCAAACUGGCUGCUUGGGGGAGAGAACUUAUGGAAGGCAGCGACUUGAAUUACUAUUUCAACUGGAUUAAAACUCAGCUCAGUUCACAGAAGCUACGUGGUACAGGGGGUUCUGUGGAAACGGGAGCAGUCUCCACAAGUGAUAGUUCUCAGUAUGUACAGUGUGUUGCUGGAUGCCUGCAGCUGAUGCUUAGAGUCAAUGAGUAUCGCUUUGCCUGGGUAGAAGCAGAUGGGGUAAACUGUAUCAUGGGCGUCUUGAGCAACAAAUGCGGCUUCCAGCUUCAGUAUCAGAUGAUUUUCUGUGUGUGGCUGCUGGCAUUUAGCCCUCAAAUGUGUGAAUAUCUACGUCGGUAUAAUAUUGUUCCAGUGCUGUCAGAUAUUCUUCAGGAAUCAGUCAAAGAGAAAGUAACUAGAAUCAUCCUUGCAGCAUUUCGGAAUUUGCUGGAGAAGUCUACUGAGAGAGAAACUCGCCAAGAGUAUGCUCUUGCCAUGAUUCAGUGUAAAGUUUUAAAGCAGCUAGAGAAUUUGGAUCAGCAGAAAUAUGAUGAUGAAGACAUAAGUGAAGAUAUCAAGUUUCUGCUGGACAAGCUUGGUGAGAGCGUGCAGGACCUUAGCUCCUUCGAUGAGUACAGUUCUGAGCUCAAGUCAGGAAGGCUGGAGUGGAGUCCUGUACAUAAGUCUGAGAAAUUUUGGCGGGAGAAUGCUGUAAGAUUAAAUGAGAAGAAUUAUGAACUACUCAAAAUCCUGACAAAGCUUCUGGAGGUUUCUGACGACCCACAAGUGCUUGCUGUAGCUGCUCAUGAUGUGGGAGAAUAUGUACGGCACUAUCCCCGUGGGAAACGAGUGAUUGAACAACUUGGAGGUAAACAGCUAGUAAUGAACCAUAUGCAUCAUGAAGACCAACAAGUUCGUUAUAAUGCACUGCUGGCUGUGCAGAAGCUGAUGGUUCACAACUGGGAGUACCUUGGGAAGCAAUUGCAGUCAGAACAACCUCAAACGGCCACUGCACGGAGCUAAACACUUCCAUCAGUGCAUUACAGAUCAUGCUUCUAUCUGGAGUAUGUUUGUCUUUUAAUAUCGAGAAAAUAGUGAAAUCCAUGUUCUUCGCCUGCUACUAGUGCAUAAGCUUUCCAGCUUUCCUCCAGUGUUGUUGGCUUAGUAAAAAUUUGUUCAACUAGUUCUGAUGAAUAUGUCUAUCUUCUUGUAAUACUCUGAAUGUAUCUAAGUAAAUAUGGCUAAUAUGUUGCAUUUGUUUGAUGUAUUUAUUCUCAUAAUAAAGAAUAUUAUUUUCAUUCCAUGUCACAAUUAACCUAAGAAAAAAUGUUCUGUUCUUUGAGUGAGUUAUGUUUGCUUUUCCUGGAAAGUCAAAACACCAAUAAGUCCCUAUAUAUAAUCUACAGAGAAAUUAAGAGCCUUGACUUCGUGUUCUGUAGGGAAUGUGACAGCAUGAGAACUGUUGAUUAACGGUACAAAUAAAUACUGAGUCUCAAAAUAGUGUUAAUAUUGUAAAUAAAAACAAAUAUGGGGGGGGGAAUUUUGAGUGGGGGAUUUUUCCUUUUCUGAGACAAAAAAUGUGUACAAGACGGGCUGGGAGAUGAGAGGAAGAAACUCAUCUAAUGCAAAUGGAUGUGGUAAAAAUUAUUAGUGGAGCUGUAUAACAUAAAUGUUAAAAUUAUAGGUUGAAGAUCAAGUAAUUUAUGCUCUUUAAUAAAAAAUGUUCGGUAACAGUUGAA